Molecule: messenger RNA, 945 nt
Organism: Naegleria gruberi
Lineage: Eukaryota; Heterolobosea; Eutetramitea; Acrasida; Naegleriidae
Exons: 2
Coding region: 1-945 (314 amino acids)
Source: RefSeq, a predicted model, not a curated record
AUGAGAAAAUUAAUAGAAACUCAUCGAAUUGCAUCGGAGAAGCAAGAGUUGGAAGCAAAGGAAAACAAAAAAAGGGCUGCUAAAAAGGAGAAGAAGAAAGAAAGUGUUCUGAAUGCAACGAUAAUUCUUCAAAAUGUAAAGUCUCAAGAUAAGGAAGAAGGUUUGAAUGAAACAACUUCCACAUCUCCUCGCUCGCCUAUUGAAAACAUCAGUCCCGAUAUAACAAACGAUGCUCAGUACAAUGCUAUUGUUAAUGCUAAAGAUCUAAGGGAAAGUAUUAAAAUAUUAACUUUUACGAUGAUUGAGAUGAAAACAGACGUGCAAAGAGAUAUGAAAAGUAUGAAGAAAGAUAUUGCAGAAAUCAAAGUGGAAAUUACAGAAAUCAAAAAAGAUAUGUAUAGCUUGAAUAGAAAUGUGGGCUGCCUUUACGAAGGCCAAGUGAAAGCAGAAUUUGAGAAGAAUUUUCAAGUUGAGUCUCCAAAGAUUUUAGAAUAUGACAAGUUUUCAACUAGAUUUGCUGAAGUGUAUUCCCAAAAUGGUUACCUUAAUGAAUUGGUGAAGAAAUUGAUAAUAGGAAAUGUUUUGAGCAAGGAAGAAAAAAGAAAGUUGACCUUGAAAACCUUCAAAGUUGAGCUUAAUUUUGUUCUAACCGACAACUCAAACUCCACAAAAGUCCAAAUCAUUGAAGCAACCAUGUCCUCAUUCUCAAAUCCUAACAAGUUAAUAUGUAAAUUAGUACAAUUGGAACGUCAAGUAUUGUUUUAUAAAGCUUGUUACCCAUCUCAUACAGUCACUAAAAUUGGAUUAGUUUCACCAUCCGAUUUGGAUUCAGAUAUGGUAAAGGAUGCACUUGAUAAAUACCCAGGAUUGGUAGUUGUUAAAUCAUUUUUAGAUGAGGGUAAUUUUGAAACUAUUAGAUUGGGUAAUAAGCCAGAGAUUUUUUAA